AUGUUUGGAAGGCUAACAGUUCUUACUAUUGCUGCGCUCUACUUAUCGUUCACGGAAGCAGUCUCAAUCUGCAAUGCGGAUAGCUGCCUUCGUCAGAUUAAAGGUACCGCGCCAGCUUGGCCGUAUUGUAGCCGUUACUUGACUACGACUCGCCCAGUGAUUACACCAGUGCCAGCGACAAUAACCGUUACUGCCACUCGGACUGUAUUCGCCGUUUUCUCACCAAGUGGUAAACCUGUCGAGUAUAUCACACGCAAGGGAGCACCCUAUAUCGCCCCAAAUAAGAAAAAGCGAGAAGUUCCAGAAAUCGAAGCUAGGGGCCCUAGUCCCAUGACCGGCGUUCCACUUGCUCCUCGUCAAGCGUUACCAACUUGGGCGUCGUCUUGCACUGGCGACCCAGGUCGUCUAUCGAGUGCAUGUACCUGCUUGCUUGGGUACACGGCCGAAAGAUCCACCAGCACCCGAACUGUAACUCAGAAAACGGCAACGGCAACAGUCAGUGUCUGUCAGGCUACUGACCCAUACUUUUUACGCCCUGACUAUCGUGGGGAUUGGGUCGAUCGCUUUGCUGUCCUUCAGCACUUUGGAUUCCCCACCACUGACAUCCAAGAAUGCUGUAAUAUUUGUUUCCAUACGUGGAAUUGUAUAGGAUAUUACGUUCGCAGGGAGGAUGAUGAGAUAAGUCCCGGGCAGUGUGGGAUCAUCCGCGUGGAAAGUAGUAGUAACCCGGAACCGAAUGAUAGGCAAUGCUCAAACGGGUUGAUGGAGGUAUACGACCCGUAUAAUGGAGACUUCCCGGGUCCGUGGGAGCUGGGAUUAUGUGCUUAUUUAGUUUAUUCAGACGAGUGA
Orbilia oligospora ATCC 24927 is the source of this 849-nucleotide messenger RNA. RefSeq lists its product as uncharacterized. The transcript is spliced from 3 exons. Bases 1 to 849 code for a protein of 282 amino acids. The record is from RefSeq and is a predicted model, not a curated record. Lineage: Eukaryota; Fungi; Ascomycota; Orbiliomycetes; Orbiliales; Orbiliaceae.